Messenger RNA from Trichoderma reesei QM6a, 351 nucleotides. RefSeq lists its product as uncharacterized. Gene Ontology annotation, cellular component: vacuolar proton-transporting V-type ATPase complex. Lineage: Eukaryota; Fungi; Ascomycota; Sordariomycetes; Hypocreales; Hypocreaceae. Gene Ontology annotation, biological process: proton transmembrane transport. The record is from RefSeq and is a predicted model, not a curated record. The transcript has 6 exons. Bases 1 to 351 code for a protein of 116 amino acids. Gene Ontology annotation, molecular function: proton-transporting ATPase activity, rotational mechanism.
AUGAAUGAAUUGCAGUCUGCGCAGAACUCGGCCGGUAUCCAGACCCUCCUCGACGCCGAGAGGGAGGCGUCCAAGAUUGUCCAGAGGGCUCGAGAAUUCCGCACCAAGCGCGUCAAGGAGGCCCGCGACGAGGCCAAGCGGGAAAUCGCCGAGUACAAGGCUCGCAAGGAAGAAGAGUUUAAGAAAUUCGAAGCCGAGCACAGCAAGGGCAACGAGGCCGCCGAGCAAGAGGCCAACAAGGAGGCCGAGAAGCAGAUUGAGGUGAUUAAGCAGGCGGGCCAGAAGAACCAGGCUACGGUGGUGAAGCACCUGCUGGAUGCCGUGUUUGAGGUGAAGCCUCUGCCUGCGUGA